Drosophila elegans is the source of this 2253-nucleotide messenger RNA. RefSeq lists its product as uncharacterized. The record is from RefSeq and is a predicted model, not a curated record. The coding region runs from base 1 to 2253 and encodes 750 amino acids. Lineage: Eukaryota; Metazoa; Arthropoda; Insecta; Diptera; Drosophilidae. The transcript is spliced from 2 exons. Gene Ontology annotation, biological process: proteolysis. Gene Ontology annotation, molecular function: aspartic-type endopeptidase activity.
AUGUCGACGUGGGUGUACCUAGCAACUAAGGCGGAUCUGAUCAAGUACGCAAGAGAGUUCGGAUUAGACACAACAGGAAAAGUGGAGGAGCUAAGACAGAUACUGUCAGCAUUCGCAAAGAACCCAAACCACACGGAGACGAUCAUGCAAAGACUAGGAGUACUAGCAGAGAAGCACAAGAAGGAAAAAGGAGCAACGGAUCAGAACAGCACACCAGCGGAGGAACUCAACACAAUGGCAAACCAGAUCGACAUACGGGUCAAACAAAUCAACACCCCACCACGGCAGGAAUCAGAAACUCCAGACAUACCGGACAGAAAGGAACAAAAGGUGGAAGUGGAAAUCCUAGACCGAGUAAGGAGUUGGGGGAUCCGCUACCAAGGAACAACCAAUCCCUUGGAAUUCAUCAGCAAGAUGGAAGAAUGGGCCAAAGGCUACGGCAUUCGCAAAAAUGCCCUGAUCCAGACGAUGCCAUUCAUCCUGGAAGGAGUAGCAGUGGACUGGUGGAACACAACACCGAGCCAGAUAAGGACAUGGGAGGACCUCAGGGAGGAACUGUUAGAAUACUUUUUGCCACUAAGAUAUCAGGAACAGUUGGAAACUCAAAUCACUCAACUACGGCAGCGAGAAACAGAACCAACAAGGGAAUACGCAAUGAACCUGAGGAAACUAAUGAGAUUUACAGAGUAUUCAGAAGAGACAAAUCUGGACCGGAUAUACAGAAACUGCAGAAGUAAAAUAAAGCUCUACACGAGACGGUCGGGAUUUAAAACAUUAACAGAAUUCCUGAGGAAACCAGAACUUGCCGUCGGAAAUCUGCAUAAGAUGCGGAGGAACAGGGCACGCCGCAAGAACCUGCACAAACCCCCCAAGACUGUUUUGCUGGGUAUGCGGCAGAAAUGGAACAAGAACAACGGAAUGUUGCCGAGCUGGAGCGGGAAACGCCAGAGGCCUGAGCAGGUAACGCUGGUAGCUCAGGACCAAAAACAAAUACCAGCGACAGGUGAACAAUUAAGUUGUGACGGAUUCCAAAUAUUUGCACCGGUAAAAAUCGGACCAGUAAAAGCAAAAGGAACAGUGGACACAGGAGCUUCACGGAGUGUGAUCAGCAAGAGAAGAUACAACGAAUUGAGAAAAUAUGGAAAAUGGAGGAAGGGAAGGACAGAAAUAACAUUAGCGAACGGAUCAAAGCAAAGAUCGGAUGGAGACUUUACAACCAACAUACAGUUCGCAGGAGAAGAAUUCGAUUUCGACUUCCUCAUCUUAAAUCAGGUGACAGGAGGAAUAUUAUUAGGAAUAGACUUUCUGGCCAAAACGCGCACAAGAAUCCAAUGCGGCAACCUGGAAUUAGAUAUCACCGAGGCAGAGACAACACAAGGAGAAAUAGAACCCGAGCAGAGCACAGACGAUACAGAGCCGACGGAGGAGGAAAUCAGCAAAUUUCUGGAACAACAAAUGCAAGUAUUCGAGGGAAUGAAGGGAACCAGUAAUAUCACGACACAUAAAAUUUACAUGAAGGACGACAGACCGGCAAAACAACGAUACUACCCACGGAACCCGAAACAACAAGCGAUAAUAAAUGAACAAAUGGAUGAAUUGCUGGCACUAGGGUUGAUUGAACCAUCACACAGUCCAUACAGCGCGCCAGUAGUAUUGGUAAAAAAGAAGAACAACGAGUGGAGAAUGUGUGUGGACUAUCGGCUGUUGAACGAAAGAACAGAAAAAGACGCCUACCCGGUACCAAGAAUGGACUUUAUAUUAAACCAGCUAAGAGAAGCAAAGUUCAUAAGCACGCUAGACCUGAAAUCGGGGUAUUGGCAGAUACCAAUGGAAGGUCUCAGUCGACAAUACACAGCGUUCACAGUACCGGGACGAGGCUUGUUCCAGUGGAAGGUCAUGCCGUUCGGACUCACGACAGCACCAGCCACAUUCCAGAGAGCUCUAGAUACGGUCAUAGGCCCAGAGAUGGAGCCAUUCGCGUUCGCAUACCUGGACGAUAUCGUGGUAAUCGGAAGAAACAAAAAAGAAUACUUGGAAAAAUUAAGAGAGGUUUUCAGAAGGUUGCAAGCGGCAAACCUAAAGAUAAAUGCGGAAAAGUGUAAUUUCUUCCAAACCGAGCUAAAAUACUUGGGACACAUUGUAACCGACAGAGGCAUCAGGACGGACCCGGAGAAAGUGGCAGCCAUUCGAGAAUUACCAGCCCCAAAAGGCACUAAGGAAGUACACAGCUUUUUAGGGAUGGCAUCAUGGUAG